AUGACCAAAGACAUUCGGAAGGCUGAAUCAGAUAACCCGCAACAGUACGACUGGCCGCGAGCUAGAGAACAUCCCCCGUUCCUUCUCCGACAGCCGCCUCCCGUCUCGGGGGCGACGGGACCCACAGCAGAACUCUGCCGAGGUCCCCUCUUCUCCCGCGCCGCGUUCCUGCGUGCUGAGAAUCCAGUGCCUGGCACAAAGCACUACAGAGGCUGGGGGGGUUUUUCCUCCGACCGGUCUUCGUUACAUGAGAGCCUUUUUCUAGAGCUAAGCUAUGGAAAAAAAAAAGCAAAGCAAAAGCCGCCCCCCUUUGAGUCGCCCAUACAGCAGGACCGCAGCGCUCAGCGUGGCUCUCCAGAGACCACCUGGCCUAAAAGAAGCCCCCAGGCUGUAAUCCUUCACGUCUCCCCGCUGGGGUGGGUCUUCCCUGGGAUCAGCGGUCUGGGACGGGAGCUACGCCCUGGCAUCGAGCUCCAAGUCUCAUCAGAAUGUCCUCACAACCGAACCAAACGCGGCCCUGGUUUCCCGCUUUGGGCCGCCGACUGGGCCGGGGGUCGCGGCCGCCAGGAGCAGCAGCGCAGGGGUGCCCCGUGCUUGCUGUGUUUGGGUCUCCGGAGAAACCAGACCGCGUUUCUCUUCGCGGGGUAUGAAGAACUGAAACGCUUGCGAGUUUUAAGGAAAUCUGCCUUUAAACAUAAGGCUGUGUGCUUUCCAGAGUUGCAGGAAUUCCGAAAGCAAGUGCGUGACUGCAUUCAGAAAACGCUGACUGAAUGGAGCUCAAAGAUGGGGCAAGAUCUAAAUCAGGAAAUACUGGAGGUGCUGGAAUGUACUGUAGCUCAAGCUAUAGAAAAAAUAAAUCCUGAAGAAAGAGAUGAGCUGAAAGUAUCAGCAAAACUUUUCAUCGUUGGAUCAAACUCUUCAUCGAUCAGAGAUGCAGUUGACAUGGCGUGUUCUGCCCUCGGAGUUGCUCAGUUAGACUCAGUCAUUAUUGCCCCACCUCCCAUUGAAGAUGGAACUAGCCUCUCCGUGGAGUAUUUGCAGCCUUAUUGGCAAGAACUUGAAAAUCUAGUUGAAAAUAAAAAGAUUGUUGCCAUAGGUACCUCUGACCUAGAUAAGACACUGUUAGAGCAGCUGUAUCUGUGGGCACAGGUGAAACCAAGUAGCAAUCAGGUGAACCUAGCUUCCUGUUGUGUGAUGCCACCUGAUCUCACAGCAUUUGCAAAACAGUUCGACAUACAGCUGUUAACUCACAAUGACCCAAAAGAAUUACUUUGUGAAGCAAGUUUCCAAGAAGUUCUUCAGGAGAGCAUCCAGAACACAAAAGCACACGAGUGGAUUCCUUUAUGGCUUCUCCGGUAUUCAGUCAUUGUUAAAAGCAGAGGAAUUAUCAAGUCCAAAGGCUAUAUCAUGCAAGCUAAAAGAAAUGCCAGUUAAAAAAAAGAAAAAUGUAAAGAAAAUGUUUUAAGUGACUUAACUGUUUUAAUUUCUUGGGAAUGGGGGGAAUAUUGCUUUUUUCAUAGAAACACUUUUACGGCGUUUGUAACAGAGACCAAAAGUUGUGAUUAUUCAGUGUGGUGUCAGCAGGAGUGUAUGCAGUGUUCUAAC
Messenger RNA from Opisthocomus hoazin, 1605 nucleotides. The record is from RefSeq and is a predicted model, not a curated record. Lineage: Eukaryota; Metazoa; Chordata; Aves; Opisthocomiformes; Opisthocomidae.